AUGAGCGCGCCCACAAAGACCACAGCAGCAGCCCCUGCUAUCAUCCGCUGGAAAGACCUCGAGCCGUCAUGGCAUCUGGCCCGGCAAGAGCCCGGCUACAUGCGUUGGAUGAUCCAAUGGGUCGGCGGGCCUGAGGGAUACUACAACUGCAGCCCAGGACAGGCAGUCAUCAGUGAGGAUGCCGUGGUCGGAUUCAUGCACAUCCCGCAAAACAAUCGCCAGCGAGGCCUACACUACCACAGCAUCACCGAGAUCUACGUGAUCCUGCGCGGAGAAGUGCUGGGCUGGGACGGCCACGGCGAGGAACAUCGUGCCGGGCCUCUGGACUGCAUCUACAUCCCCGCUGGGGUUCCGCAUGGCGUCCGAACCUACGGCGACGAGCCUGUCGAUCUGAUCUGGCUCCACGACGCGCUCGAGAAGAAAGGCACCACCGUAUACUGGGACCCAAGCCUGCCGAACCCGCAAGACGAGUCCAAGGAGACCAUCAAGAUCGUAUCCUACAAAGAUCUCGAGCCCAAUUGGGACGAUGCCCAGAAACUGCCUCCGGGACAGAUGCACUCGAACAGAAGCUAUGUUAGCGGCGUCAAGGGCUCUAAGAACUUCAACCCGGGAAAGGCGGUGCCCAACAACAAGGCCGCCCUCGGCCUGACCGUCAUCCCCGAAGGCCACAAGCAAAUCAUCACCGGCCGUGCCAACGCCGAGACUUGUGUGAUUGUGAGUGGCAAGGCCGUGGUCAAUAUCGGCAACGGCAACGAAGAGCUCGGCAGGUUGGAUGCCGUUUAUGUGCCGGCAGGCGUCUCGCGGACCUUGAGAAAUCAUGGCACCGAACCAACUUAUAUUGUCUGGACUCAUGAGAAACCUUCCCUUGGUGAGACGGCAGCCGCUGCCGAAAGUACCGUGUCUGCCGAUGCCAAUGGCAACGGUACGGUGGAAAAUGGAGCUGCAACCACUACAAAUGGCCAUUGA
This is a messenger RNA of Capronia epimyces CBS 606.96, 966 nucleotides long. RefSeq lists its product as uncharacterized. The coding region runs from base 1 to 966 and encodes 321 amino acids. Lineage: Eukaryota; Fungi; Ascomycota; Eurotiomycetes; Chaetothyriales; Herpotrichiellaceae. The record is from RefSeq and is a predicted model, not a curated record. The transcript has a single exon.